AUGCGUCCCGUUCUGCUGUCGCUGUUGGCUCUAGCGGCGCUGCUGGCGCCCGCCCAGGCCGCCUGCCCGCACGAGGACCCCGCGCUGCGCCGCGCCAGCGGCCGGCUGGUGUUCGACCCGAGCGUGACGCUCUCCAAGCUCGCCGCCGGCACCGUGGUGGUGCACGGCGAGCUCUGGGUCGGCUCCGAGGACUGUCCGUUCGCGGGGCAGGCGGAGCUGGAGCUGCUCGGCAGGAAGGGUGACUCGGACGGCGUGGAGGCCGGCGGCUCGCGCCACGUCAAGGCACUGGUGGUGGCGGAUGGUGGCCGGCUGGAGGUGCACGGCGCGCCGCGACGCGCCUGGAGCCGCCUCACUGCCACCCUGCCCAAGACCACGCGCGAGGCUGUGAUCGGCAGCCCGAUAUUCGACCAACAACAGUCAGAGUGGCACAACAGUCGCCACCGCGGCUUCCUGGCGUACGAGUUCGACGAGGGCGGCCAGGUGAUUGGCUUCCUCGGCCUGCUGCACCGAGUGGCUGAUUUCCAGGCGCUGGCCGCCAAGACGGACAGCGUGAUCCUGCUAGUCCUGCAGCGGCAGGUGUCGUUCUCGGACGGCGAGGAUGUGACGGCGAUGGCGGACGCGCUCAGCGCCGCCUGCUUCAACAGCGAGGCGGACAGCGCCAUCAGGGACUUCACCGACGGCCAGGCGGUGGCAUGGGCGGCUAUCUGCCACGUGGGUCACCCGGAGAACAGCGUCGAGGAGGUGGGCCACGAGCAGGACGGCUUCUCAGUUACAUCUCGUCUCACGCGCACCAUCGGCACCGCCGAGUUCGUCGUCUACUCGGAGACAGAGCUGGAGGACGGCUGGCCAUCCACGGCUGACGUGCUCUCGUACGCCCCAGGCACGAUCCCGCCGAGGACGAUGACGCUCAGUCUGGAGGACGACGUCAGUGACUGGAGCGCGGGUGACACGAUCGUCGUCACGUCCACGGACUACGACUGGCGGCAGGCGGAGGAGUUCGUGCUGCAGCCGUGCGCCGACUGCACCGCCGACCAGAUCAGCAUCGAGAGUCCGGCGGAGUUCACGCACUGGGGCGAGACCACCGACGGUGUGCGCAUGGCCGCCGAAGUCGCGCUUCUCAACCGCAACGUUAGGAUCCACGGCCGCAUGGAGGACGCCUGCUACGGCGACAACAACUGCGACGACUUCAGCUUCGACACGUUCGGCGGCCACGUCAAGGUGCUGGCCGGCUUCCAGGCGGCCCACAUCGCCAACGCGGAGGUGUUCCACAUGGGACAGAACUCGGUGCUUGGCGCCUACCCCAUCCACUUCCACAUGUGCGGCGACGUCAGCGCGCAGGCCUCGCCACCGUACGUGCGUUCCAACGCCAUCCAUCAUACGUUCGCACGCUGUGUGACCGUUCACGGCACCAGCGGCCUGCUGGUGGAGGACAACGUCGCCUUCGACCACUACGGCCACUGCUUCUUCCUGGAGGACGGUGCCGAACAGAACACGGUACUCCGCGGCAACCUGGGCCUGAGUACGCGGCGCACGAGCAUCACCCCGACCGACCAGCGCAUGGCGGCGACGUUCUGGAUCACCAACCCGCUGACCACCAUGGAAGGCAACGUGGCAGCCGGGUCCGAUGCGUAUGGCAUCUGGUACACGUUCCCGCUGCGACCGAUCGGGCCGUCGGCGCUGCGCACGCCGCUCGCGCCCUUCGUCGACAACGUAGCGCACUCCAACAACGACUACGGCCUGCGACUCGACGACCUGCUGAAGACGAACGGCGGCGUCGGCGGCAGGUUCGCGUACGACCCGCGCGAGGACCCGCUCGACCCGACCUCGUCACCCGUGACCGUCACACUGCGCGGCUACAACGGCUACAAGAACUACAAGUCGGCGUGGCUGCGCGGCGCCAGCCUGGUAGCCGAGAAUUUCAGCAUCGCUGAGACCGUGGAGGGCGUGGUGUUCGCAAGCUCGGCGCCCGGUUCCAAGCGGCUGGUGCGCUCGCGCCUCGUGGGCGAGACGGCCAACAAGGGUAAGCCGGAGGGCUGGAUUCCGCUAGCGAACGGCACGACCGUCUGGUGGGAUCGCCAGAUUCGCAUGGGUGGCGCCAACCGCGACGUCAGCUUCCAUCGGUUCGCGACCAACGCGGUGCGGCCGUCGGGCGCGAUCGGUCUCCGCCGCGCUUUGCGCUGGUACACCUCGCCGGCCAACCGCGUCGCCGGCGUGACGUUCGACUUCGCCGAUCCCGCCGACGGCAACCGCGUCUACGACGCCAGCGAGGGCCAGGGCUUUGCCGACCUGGCGGGGAACAUCCACUCCGUCUUUCGGGACAUCGACGGCUCACUCACGACCUACGCCGGCGCGACCGUGGUGAAGCCGUACGCCGUGCAUCUGAACGCCCGCUGCGCGCCCGUGCCCAACUGGAACCUGUACGUGUGCCCGGCUGCCUUCACCAAGUUCAAGCUCGAGUGGUACGACAUGGCGUCCAGCCCAGUCACCUUCGUGACGCGCGACGACGGCAGCGCCACGCACAGUCUGCCGCGGCCGCGCCAGAUCAGCUACGCCCUCAACUCGGAGGAGGGCUACAUCCUACACUUCAACACCAGCGUGCCACGCUCCUUCAGCUUCACAGUCACCGGCCUGCAGGCGGGCGUCGAGCAGCGGCUCGGCGUCUGCAUCGGCCGCGACGCCACCGACGUGCGCAUCAGCCUCACCGGCAUCCCGACGCCGACGUUCGAGGACCUGCUCACCGGCUCGCCGGGCACGCAGGUCUUCCACGACCGCGAGCGGGGGCUGCUGCUGUUCCGAUUCCGCGUGCCGUACGCGCUCAGCGCCGACACGGAGACGGAGUGUCCGGGCGGCGGUCCGUAUGGCGCUUGCCCGGUCGUGAAGGUGUCCAUGGCGGCGGCGAGCGAGGACGGCGACUGCUCGGAGAGGGCGUACCCGACCUACGCCACCGCCCCACUCGACGCCGCCGGCGGUCUUGUCACACCGAGCUUCUAG
Molecule: messenger RNA, 2991 nt
Organism: Pollicipes pollicipes
Lineage: Eukaryota; Metazoa; Arthropoda; Thecostraca; Pollicipedomorpha; Pollicipedidae
Product: cell surface hyaluronidase-like
Exons: 4
Coding region: 1-2991 (996 amino acids)
Source: RefSeq, a predicted model, not a curated record